This is a messenger RNA of Phaeoacremonium minimum UCRPA7, 1164 nucleotides long. RefSeq lists its product as hypothetical. The transcript is spliced from 2 exons. The coding region runs from base 1 to 1164 and encodes 387 amino acids. The record is from RefSeq and is a predicted model, not a curated record. Lineage: Eukaryota; Fungi; Ascomycota; Sordariomycetes; Togniniales; Togniniaceae.
AUGUUUCCACAAAUAUUCAGACACCGCGGCCGCAUAGGUCAGCCCGGCUUUGUCCGCCCAGCAGAGAAAGCAGCGGAACCUGCCAGCGAACCAGAUGCACCGAGCUUCGAGCCCAAGGCAAUCGAUGUGGUCAUCGUGAAGGAGAUGUUGCAGAAGAAGCUGCCUCCAGAGCUGAUCAAUACUGUCCUCGAUCACGCUGAAUACUGGCCUCACACCACCAGUGUUACCUCCUUCGAGAACUUGCCAGAGGGCAAACUUAAGGUUCUCAGUGGCCGAAGUGAGCGGGAGAAUGUCUUUGUUAUUCGUUCCCUACCACUCGGUUUCGUCAAAUCCACGCAAUUCGAUGGCGAAUACAUCACCAAGGCUUUAGACCCACGCAGUCUCUCAUCAGAAUAUUCUGUCGAGCAGUUUCAGAAGUGGAUUGGUAACUCGGUUCCGACAUUGGAGCACCCGUGUCGAAAGAUCGUGUUCACGAUCCACAGCCAUGAUCAGGGAUGGGGAGGCAACCGUACUGAUACAGGUACAUACCAUGGUUCGUGGACGUGGUUUGAACCUGGCAUAGAGAGGUUUGACGCAGGUGGUGCAGGUGAGAACAAUCUCAAAUCCAGCCCGAGCUCUAAGCCUAAUAGUAUGCUAGCUACCGAGCAACCUCCUCUGUCCGAACAGGUGUCAUCAAUCAACCCUGCUACUUCAACGGAGGAUUUAGAGUCUCCUUCUGACGAUUCAUCAAUGGACCAGGCUCUGCUGACACCUGAUUACUCCGAAGUAUCGGAGCCUAUGCAACUUAAUGAAACUGUCUUAGACACAACUUCUCUGCGACCAAUUAUGCCUUUACUCGAGCCACCGAGCAGCAAUGAGGAUCCCUCGACAAGAAGAUUCCAUCAUGACUUACUGCCCUCGAAUAUGAGGAUUCAAUGCAACAUGACCGCCAAGAAAGACACCAAGGCUUACCGUGUCCAGUGGUCUUGGACGGACAAUAUUGACCCAGAUUCACCUCAGGGUGAUGAGCUCGAAAAGCAGGGCCGUGGAAGAGCAACUGGCACAGGCGAGUUUGUCAGAAAUUUGAAGCUAGGCGAUGUUGUCACAGUUUGGGCAAAGGCAAGAUUCCCUAUGUGGGUGAAUCACGUUGAGAAGGUUCAGAUCGACGUAUACUGGGCUCUCUAA